Enterobius vermicularis (human pinworm) is the source of this 612-nucleotide messenger RNA. Lineage: Eukaryota; Metazoa; Nematoda; Chromadorea; Rhabditida; Oxyuridae. The record is from the annotation of a GenBank genome assembly.
AUGUCAGAAGAGGAGAGCGGAACGAUAGCAACACUAAAAAUAUUGAUAGUUGGAGAUAGCGGUGUUGGGAAAUCGAGGUUUGAUACAUUUAUUUCAUUCAAUGCGAAACAGUUUUCAGGUGUGGAUUUUCGGGUUGCUCAUAUGUCUGUUGACGGGAACCGUGUUAAACUAGCUAUUUGGGACACUGCUGGUCAGGAGCGGUUUCGUACUUUGACUCCUAGUUACUACCGGGGUGCGCAAGGUGUCAUAUGUGUGUAUGAUGUCACCAACAGGUCAACUUUUGAUCAUUUAACUCACUGGAUGGUUGAAGUUGACACCUACUCGACGAAAUCGGAUGCUGUUAAGAUGCUCGUUGGCAAUAAAAUUGACAUGGGAGGGCUUAAUUUUAAAGUUACACGUGAAGAAGGAUUAGCAUUUGCGAAGAAGCACAGAAUGUUGUUUAUUGAGGCAAGUGCGAAAACUCGUGAAGGAGUGCAGUGUGCAUUUGAGGAACUUAUUGAAAAGAUCAUUCAAACCCCCGGUCUGUGGGAGGCUGAGCGCACAACCUCCAGGUUAAACGUGUUAGGAGAAGGUUCCGGAUCUGCAGCGGAAAAUUCGAGUUGUUCGUGUUGA